Messenger RNA from Tarenaya hassleriana, 1182 nucleotides. RefSeq lists its product as uncharacterized. NCBI's taxonomy places the organism in Eukaryota, Viridiplantae, Streptophyta, Magnoliopsida, Brassicales, Cleomaceae. The coding region runs from base 1 to 1182 and encodes 393 amino acids. The record is from RefSeq and is a predicted model, not a curated record. The transcript is spliced from 2 exons.
AUGGAUUCUCAACCGAAGCUCAUUCCGAUCACUUUGAACGGUGAUAAUUACUUCUAUUGGACUAAGGCUGCAACUGCAGUCCUCACAAGUAAAGGAUUAUGGGCCCACGUUUCCACCAAAAGGAUGCCUCCAACACCACAAAUGGCUACAGGAGAGGACAAUCCCGUGGAAGUGGAGAACCGAAACAAAAAGGCUGCGGAUGAAUAUGCUCAAUGGAAGCAACUUGAUAGCCAAGCCCUUGUUCUGUUACAGGGCUCUCUUGAUUCAACAAUUCUGCAAUCUUUCAUCUCUAAUGACACAGCAAUGUCAUUGUGGGAAUCGCUGAAACAAACCUACGGUAAUCUCUCGAACAUCAGCCGUAUCUUUGAACUCAAGAAAAAGCUAUUCAAUUUGCAGCAGAAUGGACAACCAUUCAACAAAAUUCAAGGAGAAUUAUCUGCACUUUGGGCUGAAUUAGAGGAGAUUCGCCCCACAAGCACAGAUGCUCCUACUGUAAUGACAAGAGCGCAAGAGGAUAAGGUCUUCUCUAUUCUUCUUACUCUUGAUCCAUCGUUCAAUGAUUUGAUCUAUCACCUCUUGCGUCAAUCAUCCCUUCCUUCCUAUGAGGAAGUGUGUAUGAUGAUCAAGAGAGAAGAAGGUGGCAGAAAUUUAUUCACAGGGCCUCUUGAACUCGCUCACUUCACAAAGAAGCCGUCUUUCACAUUGAGGGAUAGAAAAAGCUUCUUUUGUGAUCACUGCAAGCAUUCUGGCCACACAAAGGAUCGCUGCUGGGUUUCAAAUCCCCACUUGAAGCCAUCACGGUACAAGGACACUCCUCGUCGCGAGGCUGCUAUGACUGCUGGUCAUGAACCUGUCCCAAACGAGAGCUCUAUCAAUCUCACUUCUGCAGAGUUGAAGGGUCUCAAACACCUUCUCCAAACCUUCAACCAAGAUUCUGGUAACAUCACUACAUCUCUUUCUAUAGUAAUUGAUUCUGGUGCAACUACACAUAUGUUUCGUGAUGCUUCUUGGUUUACAAAUAUCACAACAAGUAAUGGUGUUGUCUCUGUUGCAAAUGGUAAAUCUGUUCCGAUUCUCGGUCAUGGUACUAUAUCUCUUUUUGACACAAAACUCACGGCUUUAUAUGUCCCACAGUUUCAAACCAAUCUGCUUUCUAUACCUAAGCUAAUUGCAGGAUACUAA